This is a messenger RNA of Osmerus eperlanus (European smelt), 10014 nucleotides long. RefSeq names its product CDK5 regulatory subunit associated protein 2 (gene cdk5rap2). NCBI's taxonomy places the organism in Eukaryota, Metazoa, Chordata, Actinopteri, Osmeriformes, Osmeridae. The record is from RefSeq and is a predicted model, not a curated record. The coding region runs from base 177 to 9614 and encodes 3145 amino acids. Gene Ontology annotation, molecular function: molecular adaptor activity. Gene Ontology annotation, biological process: centrosome cycle; regulation of Golgi organization; positive regulation of microtubule nucleation. Gene Ontology annotation, cellular component: Golgi apparatus; centrosome. The transcript is spliced from 43 exons.
AGAGCUCAGUCUCCUGCGCUCUCCAGAACAGACAGGCAAACCGUUGCCAUGGCUGGCAGAAGGACCACCGCGGGACAGCCCCCGGCUUGUGUGUGAAGCACCUUGUGGAGCCUGUGUGUGUGCGCUUGGUGGACCAGUCCGGGUGGUGAUCUAGCAGCACAGAGCCAGACCGAACCAUGAGGGACCCGUGUCGGGUGUGUGGCGUGCGCAUGGCGGGCGGCCAGUGUCGCUGGAUCUUCAGCUCCACCGGGAGCAGGAAGCUGCAGGUCGUCCUGUCCCACGUGCUGGGCUGGGAGGUGGCCCGCAACGGCCGCAGCGAGUUCCUGUGCGGGAAGUGCGUGUUCCAGCUGGAGAAGGUGGUCCAGCUGGAUGUGGAGAUGGGCCGGCUCCAGGAGGAGCACGGGGCCCAGCUCCAGAAGCUGCAGGCGCAGAAGGACCAUCUGGCCCAGUGCAUCGCCCAUAUCUACACCCGCAACAACCCGGCCGGGGAGAGGGGAGGCGGGGAAGGCGGCGGCAGAAGCAAGAUCCCCCUCCGGAGGUCCUCUGGGGGGGGUAGCCCCGAGGAGGGGCAAGGUCUGGCAGGAGGGCAACACACCCUGGAGAAGCAGCAGCAGAGAGAGGCCGGGUGGCUGUCCGGGGGGCGUGUGAGGAGGUGUGUGAGUCUGGACAUCCUGGGUGGGACCGGGGAGGGCCACGGGCGCUCAACCCCCAGGAAGCAGUCCGGAUUCGGGGCAGGGACACCAAGCGAACCCCCUGUGAAGAACCCGGGUUUCCGGUCGGCCAAGCUCCGCUCCAGGAGCAUGUACCUGGACCUGGUCCAGCGUAAGGUCACCCGCUCCACUUCUCUGCAGUCCCUGAACCCAGACCUCGCCCCUGACGCCCCCUCGGGGGCCCCCACCUCCUCAGACCCCCCAGCUCGGAGACAACUGAGGGAGUCAAAGGUGUGGAGAUUCAGAGAGAAGGCCCCCUCCUCCGAGACGCAAACCAGAGCUCCACCCGGAGGACCUCCACCAGGAAAGCCUCCGAAGCCCCGCCCGACCCAGCUGCCCCCGACCCAGCCGCCCCCGACCCAGCCCUCUGUCAUCACCGAGCUGCUCCACCUCCUGCGCUCCAUCCCCAGGCGUCCAGUCAGGGCGCCUCCAGAGAGCCGGCUCCCCCAGCUCCAGAGGCUCGCGGCGGGGGCUUCCCCACCCGGCCGCCUCACCCCGGGGCCUGGGGCCAGGAGCAGGCACAGGGAGGCCGAGUGGAAGUCCCUCCACGACCUCACCGAGGAGUUCGACGAUGACUACGCCCCUCUUAAGGCAGAGGGCUUGGAGGAGAAGCAGAGCGACCAGAGGAGGCUGGAGAGCUCCAACAAGCAGCUGGCUGCGGAGCUCCAGCAGAUCAGGACCUCCAACCAGACCCUCAGUCAGACCCUGGAGGACGCUCACACCCAGGCCAAGGCUCUCACUGGUCAGCUUGAAGAGAAGGAGAAGGAGCUCUCCUCAGAGAAGAAGAACACUUUGAAACGAGACAAGACCAUCCAGGGCCUCACCUUGGUGCUCAGGGAGAAGGAGAAGGAGGUUGAGGAGCUGUGUCACGAGAUUGAGGACCGGGAUGAGGCUUUGGCCAAGGCCAGGGACACAGCUCACAAAGCCCAGCUCCAGAAAUACCAGGGGGCAGAGGAGCACCAGAACCUGCUGAUGGAGAAGCAGGCGGAGCUGGCCCUGCUACAGGGAGACCACCACGCCAAGGUUCUGGAGGCCCAGAAGCUGCAGCGGUCGCUGGGCAGGAGGGAGCAGGAGGUGGCCGACCUGCAACAGGCCAAGGAGCAGCAGGAGCUGGAGCUGGAGGACCUGCAGCAGCAGAAGAAGAAGGGAGACAAGGCCAUGAACGAAGCCCAGAACCAGCUGAAGAAGCUGAGCGGGGAGCUGGCGGAGCGAGAGGCGGCGCUGGAGCAGCACUACCAGGAGCUGCUGGAGCAGACCCAGAGGAAGCUGCAGGCCCAGCAGGCCUCCAUCCAGCGCCUCACCACCACCCUGGCUGACAAGGAGCAGCAGCUGCAGGAGUACAUGAACAUGGUUCGAGACUUGGAGCACAGCAGGAGCCCGGGAGGAAGUGACAUCAUGCUAUCUAAGUUGCGUGAGCGACUGAGAGAGAAGGAGAAGGCUCUGGAGCAAGCGCUGGAUGAUAAGUUUGCGGCCGUCGAGGAGAAGGACAACGAGAUCCACCAGCUCCAGCUGUCCCUCCGAGAGAAGGAGAGAGACUUGGAGAGACUCAACAACCUGCUGGCUCACAACGAGGACACCAUCAGCAGCUUCGACUCGCUCGUCAAGGAGAAGGACGUGGAGCUGCAGCACCAGGUGAACACCCUGAAGAACCUGCAGAGAGCCAAGCAGGAGGUGGAGGACAACCUGAGCAGGUCCCUCAGGGAGAAGGACGCCAUCAUCAGCCAGCUGCAGAUCUCCCUGGAGGGCAAGACCAAGGACAUGGAGGACAUGUCUGGCGUGAUGCUGAGCCGGUCUCAGAGCCAGGCGCGUGACCUGGCGGAGCAGAUGGCUCAGAGGCUAAAGGUGAACGAGGCCAUGCUGGCCGAGGCUGUGAAGGCCAGGGAGAGGCUCGUGGCCGACAACGAGAGCGCCGUGGAGGGCCUGCUGGCCACCAUCAGCAGCAAGGACCAGCUGCUCAAGGCAAACACACACACACACACACACACACACACACACACUCAUUCUAUCUCACUUGAACACUAUGAUUCUAUGUUUAACAACGGUAUCUUAUGCCUCGCUGACAUUUCCUUGCGCGCCCUCCAGGAGUCCGCCGAGCGCUACAACCGCGCUCUGUCGGAGCGCGCCCAGGAGAUCCAGGACAUGAAGCGGCAGCGGGCCGAGAGGCAGCAGCAGCUCGCGGCCGCGGAGAGGCUCAGCACCACGGCAACGCAGGAGGGUCACCUGGAAACGGCGGAGCUCCGGGCUCAGCUGGUGGAGAAGGACGCCAUCAUCAGCAAGCUGCUGGAGCGCGGGCAGGAGAGAGACCACUUCCUGUUGGAGCUGCGCCAGCAGGAGGCGGCCCCUCCCCAGGUGCUGGAGCUGAGGCAGACCAUCCAGGUGCUGCGGGAUCAGCUGGAGGAGAGGGAAGCCGAGCGGAGAAACAGCGAGGACAACAUGGAGAAAGCUCCUCUCACCAAGAAGAUGGCCGUGGUCCUGAAGAAGGAGCUGGCUCAGAAGACCGAGGCCCUCAACAAGGCCCUGAAGAGAGAGAACGAGCUGAAGAUCUCCGUGGCGGAGCUGCAGUCGGUCCUGUCCGAGCUGGAGGGUCGAAUCGAAGGCCAGGCCGCCAACAUCGAGUCCCUCACCGCCACUCUGGAGAUCAAGGAUGAGAUCAUCGAUGAGCUCCACGAGCGUCUGGGCCAGAGAGGGGACAGCCAGGCUGGUGCUGCCCAGCAGCAGGCUGCCGAGGCUGGGCUGGAGCGCUCCCUCCCCAGCCUCCCGCAGAGGGAGAGAACCAUCAUUGGGGGAGACCGCCAGAACGAAGAGGCCCUGCCGGCCCUGGCCGUCCUACAGAUGGAGCGCGAGGCCCUGAACCGCUCGCUGAGGGCGGAGCAGCAGCUCUACUCCAGCCUGGUCCGCACCGUCAAGGAGCAGGACAGCGCCCAGCGCCUCCACGCGCUGCAGAUGGAGCUGACGGCGGUGCAGCUCCUCAGACAGCAGCUGGAGGAGGGCGUGAGGACCAACGAGGAGCUGAGGGAGGACCUGGAGCGAGAGAUCCACUGCGCCCAGCUCCGAGAAGGUGUGGAUCUGGUGGACCCCAGGGAGAUGGAGAGCGUCCGACACCAGCUGGAGGAUGCCCAUCGCUGGAACGCCUCGCUGCAGGCCCGCCUCGGAGCCAUCCAGAACCGCGGGGGAGGGGUGGGCGCCACCAACGACACGGCAGACACCAUGAGCUUCGUGGCCGACCAGACGUCCUACAUGAGCAUCUGUGUGGGGGAGGGGGAGGAGAGGGGGCUGUCCCAGCUGUCAGACGAGGAGCUCAGACACAAGCUUGUGGAGCUGCAGGAUCAGGUCAGCAGGCUUCAGGCUACCAACGCUGACCUCCAGAGGAGGCUGACGGAGGAGAGGACAGACGCCGACCCUGACCUGACCCUCGACCCCACUAGGAGGACGGAGGCUGGCCUAGCAGGCAGCAAGCCCAGGACACAGCUCAUAGAGAGGACGAUGAAGCAGCAGGCGGGAGGGCAGGGCACAGCGCCCCCCUCAGGAUGGGAUGGGAUACUGCAGGCAGACCGCAGUCCGGGUCAGGCUGUGGACGGGGGGCAGGGGACGACGGCAGACGCCAGCCCGAGGGGAGGGGAGAGGAGGGAGGGAGAGCUGCUCCGGUCUCUCCUGGACGAAUGUGGAGUCCUGUCAGCCAAUCAGCUCAGGGACGAGGUCCAGAGGCUGAGGUCGGAGCGCCUAGAGCUGCGAGGGCUCCUGAAGGAGGGGAAGUCGUCCGAGAGGAGGGAGAAGGAGAGCGACGACAGCUGCGUCGCCAGCGAGGCUGACCUGCAGCAGACCGUGGACAGGCUGAGGUCGGAGGCCGGAGGUCACCGCAGGGUCAUCCGCCUCCUGCAGGAGCAGCUGGAGACCAACGCGGUUCUUGCGGCCGCCGAUGGGCAGAUGACCCUCGACCCGGAGAUGGUCGCUGGCGUGAGCCGGGAGACCGAGAGUCCGCGGGCCGAGAAGGAGGGAGCGCAGAGGAGGGGAAGAGGGAAGGAGGGAGAGACGAAAGGGAAGACGCGGGGAGAUCAUCUCACCCCCCAGGGAAGCAGUCUCCACACCAAGGGCCGGUCACCAAGCAAGAGUCACCAACAGCAGGCAUCCAAACUGGCGGCGGGGCUCAAGUCUCGCCUCCCGGUUCCUGUGAGGCUGAAGAGCGAGGGCAGCAGUGGGUGGGGCAGCAGAGAGUCUGUGCACCCAGACAGCUCCAACGAAGCACAGCCCUCCAACCAGGACCACAGAGGAGUUUACGGGUCCGAUCAAAAGACAUCUCCAGACUCCGAUUCCCCGAGCUCCACCCUGGACGUCAACCUAGGGUCGGCCCAGCACCCGGGGGCCAGACUAGGCAUGGAGGUCAGGAAAGACCCAGGCUUGGAGGACCACCAGGCCGCUGAGAUGGAGCCCUGGCAGGGCCAGUCUGACAGAGAGCUCCUGGCCCAGCUGGAGCUCCUCCACCAGGAGUGCCAGGAGAAGGAGGGGCUGGUCGUCCGAUUGGAGGAGCAGGUAGCGGAGUGGGAGGAGCUUCAAGCUCAGCUCCAGGAGAAGGACAAGCUGAACCGCCAGUACCUGGAGGCCCUGCAGGCCGCAGAGUCCACCAUCGCUUACCUGACCGCCUGCAACCUGGACAGCCAGGCAGGGGGAGGGCCACCCGCCGGCCCCGGCUCCGACCCUGCCCUCCGCAGGCAGUGUGUGGAACUGCAGAAGGCGCUGCAGGAGAAGGAGAAGCUCAACAGCCAGCUGGUGGAGUGUCUCAGCAUGGCGGAGACGGCCAUCUCCUCUCUCAGCGCCACCUCGCCGUCCUCGUCCGACGGCUCGGACGGCCGGGGCGACCCCCAGGAGCUGUGCGUGAGGCUGGAGGCCGCCCUGCGCCAGGUCAACGCCUCCCUGGACGGCCGCGGGCCGGCCGGGGGGCCCGGGGCCGCCGGCGGGCAACGGGGCCCGGACCAAGAGCUGCAGCGACAGGCCGACUCCCUGCAGGAGGCGCUGUGGGAGCAGAGCAGGCUCAACGCCGAGCUGCAGGAGAGGCUGAGGGCCGCCGAGGCAGCUGCUGCGCGGCCGGGAGGGGACGCCAAAGCCAACACCGCCCCCUCUGGCCCGGAGGGCAGCGGCAACAGACAGGUGGAGGGACAGCAUGGGAGAAACAAGAUGGCGUCGUCAGGGAGGGCGGGUGCGAGCCAGGAGGAGAUGUGCAAGCGUCUGUCGGAGUGUCUGGGAGUCACGGAGGCAGCUAUAGCCUCUCUCGCAGUUCUCUGUGCCGCUACAGGCUCCACCUUCUCUGCCGACAGACUGGCUCAGACCGGUUCGGACCUCCAGACACAGCUGGACAGGCUCCAGAGAGUCCUGAAAGAGAAGGAAGCACUGGGAGAGGCGGGCUCAGCAGGACCCUGCAGAACCUCCACCCACCAGAACCAGACACCGGCAGGGGCUGGAGCCGGGGGACCGUCCACCCAGAACCCCCACCACAACCUCUGCCUCCUCCAGAGGCUCUUCUACGAACAUGCCCAGAGGAUCUCGGAGCUCCAGGCCGCCCUGGAGACGCGCGAUGCCCAGCUGCGGGAGCCCGGUCCCGGGGCAGCAGCAUCAGGAAACGCCCAGGCUCAGACGGAGGCCUUGCAGAAGGCCCUGAAGGAGAAGAAGAAGACGUGCAGGAGCCUGGAGGAGAAGCUGGCCACGGCUCAGUCCAUCAUCGCCCUGCACAACUCCAAGAAGCCCAGUGAAGGAGCUUCACAUACGGCGCCCCCUCCGGAGCGGGAUGAGAAGGGCGUGCAGGUGGACCAGCAGGACCUGGGUUACGAGACCAGUGGCAAGAGUGAGACUGAGGUGGAUAGGGAGGAGAGCAGUAGCACAGACAUGUUUGGCGGUCUGCAGCCUCGUCCCAGCGGCUCCUGCAGUCUCCCGUCCCUGCCCCAGGACCAGACCACCUUCUCCUCCACAGAGAACCUGGACUCGGCCUCCAGCGCCUCCUACCCCAGCUCCCCCGCUCUCAGCUCCCCCAAGGUGGGUCUGAAGAGCCUGCAGACGUACGAGGACUACGGCGUGUCGGAGGACCCAGCCGAGCUCCGGGCUCAGAUCACGGAGCUGAAGCGUCACCUGGAGAGCCAGCUCAGGGUCACCGUCCACCUCCAGGCCCUGCUGCGGCCCAACUCCCUCUCCUCCAACCCGCCCGCCGGAGGGCCCGGCGGGGCCGGCGUCCGGGACGGGGCCCCUGCGGGUCUCCUGGAGCGAGGGGAAGGAGGAGGGAAGGAGGAGGAGAGGCAGGCGAUGGAGGAGAGGAUCGGGCGUCUGAGCGUGGAGCUGGAGAGGGAGAGGAGGGUGAACAGGAGCAUGAGCGAGCAGCUGCAGCAGGUCCAGCAUCGGAGCCGCUCCGCCUCUCCUGCCAGGAUGGACUCUCUAGUCCAGUCCCAGGCCCGGGAGCUGUCCCAGCUGAGGCAGCAGAUCCAGCAGAGCCGCAGGCUGGGUGCCCUGCAGCGCCACCAGCUGGAGGAGCUGAGCCGGGCCUUCGAGGAGCUGCUGCAGGCCAGCGACGUGGACUACUACCUGGGGGAGGUCUUCAGGGAGCAGCUGGACAAGAGCCUCAAUAUCCAGGAGAGCCUGGAGGGCCGCUUGGAGAAAGGAGGCGGCCAUCAAGAUGAAGAGGACGCAGCCAUGCUGGAGCUGGCUCAAAGACUCUCCAAGGAGCUUCAGGAGAAGACCCGUUUGGUCCACAGCCUGCAGAGUCAGCUGAGAGGACAAACUCCCAGCAGCCACCUCUCCUCAGCCUCCGACCUCUCCGACAGGGCGUCGCAGGAAGCCAACGCCUCCCGCAACAGCCUCACGUCCUACGCCUCACAAAAUGGCCGCCCAGGCCUACACGGGCUGAAAGAUUCCAAUGGAGAUCUGGCGACGUCCUCCGAGUCUGCAGCCAAACGUUGCGGGGGUGGAGCCAAAGCCGGGGGCGUGUCCGGCCACGAGGGGAGCUCCGUCAGGCUGCAGAGGGAGAACGUUCGCCUGCAGGACCAGCUGAGGAGCAGCGAGGAGCUCAACACCACCCUGCGUAGCGAGCUGGACCUCCACCGCUCGAUCCUUGACCAGAACCAGGCUCACAACCAGGUCCAGAACCAGGACCACGCAGGGCCAGCGCCACAGAGGGAGACCCAGAUAGGAGAAGGACUGUCAGGCACACAGCAGGACACAGCCCAGCAACACAACAUGAACCCAGACCUUCUGGCGGAGCAACUGCUGGAGAUCAGGGCUCUGAGACAACGUCUAGAGGAGACGAUCCGCACCAACGACCGGCUCAGAGAGCAGCUCGAGAGGAGGCUGGCUGAGGUGGACCGAGACCCAGCAGCCACCAACAUCUUCAUCCAGGGUAUGGAGGACCAGGGUCAGCUGACCAGCGAGCUGCGUCUCCUCUGGGAGCAGAACCAGGUUCUGAAGGAGCAGCUCAGCAUGGGCUCCAGAGACAAGCAGAAGGAGAAUGACAAGCUGCGCGAGGCCCUGGCCAGGAGGACGGCCAAGCUGGAGCAGAGCAGGAAGGAGGCGGAGCUUCUGAGGCAGGAACACGCUCGCCUGCAGGACACACUGGAGAGGAGCUCCCAGGAGAACACACACCUGCAGGAGAGCCUGCACUACAGCAGGGAGGAACUGCACAGGUUGCAGUGUGAGGUGAAGCACCAGAGACAGCAGCUCUCAGACAGCCAGAACCUCCUGCAGUCUCUACGCGUGGAGCUGCAGGUCUACGACAAGAUCAAGACUGGAACACACACAGAGUCUCUUCACGAAGCUCAGGGUCCUGGCCCUGGUCCUGGCCCUGGCCCUGGCCCUGGUCCUGGCUCUGUACCGCUGGACCUGGGGGAGCUUCUGAAGGAGAUGCGUCACCUGCGUGUGCAGCUGGAGAGGAGCAUCCACACCAACACGGCUCUGAGACGGAGGCUGGAGGAGCAGCUCCACUCAGGACCCAGCAGAGACACCAUCAACAUCAACUACCUGCUCUCCACGCCAGAGGACGGAGGCAGGUCUCCAGGUCGUGACCGUCUCCACCACUCAUCCCACUCUCACCAUGACCCCGCCUCUGAUCACCAUGACGCUAAGCGCCAGCCCUGGUCGGAGCAGGACGGUGAGUCCCAGUGCAGCUCUGGAGGGGACAGCGUCACGAGCGGCCCGUCCCGCCUGGUGCCGGGUCACCGUCUCUGGGCGAGCCGCGGCGGGCGCCACGUGCUGGGCCUGACGGAGGACCACAGCGCCCUGCGCAAGCAGAUCUCCGAGGCCCGCCGGCUCACGCGCAGCCUGGACACGCGCCUGCAGGAGUGUGCGCGCACACUGAAGCAGCAGGGCCAGGACAACAGGGCCUCAGAGCCGGGGCAGCAGGUGUCAGGCCUGUGCGUCAGUGUGAGCACCAUGCAGCAGGUCCUGGAGGAGGCAGGCAGGCUGCUGAAGCUCUACUGGAGGGUCUCCCUGCCUGCCAGCCCCCCCACAGGGGAGAACAGCUCCUGUAACCACCAGCAAGAGGAGCUCCUGCAGAGUGAGGUGUCCCGCCUGAAGGCCAGGCUGUCCCAGCAGGAGAGGAUGCUGAACGGGGCGGUGAAACGUCUGCGCUCCACCAACCAGCUGAAGGAGGGCAUGGAGAGGGUCAUCAUAGACCAGCUGGCGCUGACCCACGGAGUUCUGAAGAAGGCCCGGGGGAAUCUGGAGACAAAUUAUUACACCCUCUUUGGCCUGAAGGGUCAGUCUGGAGACCCAGACGAAGGAGGUGCCAGUCAGUGGUCAGUAGGACUCAGAACGGCAGGAGCCCCUCAACAGGAAGUGACUGUCCAGCUUCCUGUUCGGAGCCCCCCCGGAGACAGACACUCGGAAUGCUCGGAGGAGAGGAACAGCGACGCCUCCUCGCACUGUAGCUACUAGACCACACACAGCUUUUAAUGCUACCUAAUGGCCCCGCCCCUUUCCCCUGCUGUAGUACUGUCUUAUCUGCUUAUUGGUUCUUUGAAAUAUUCAAAUUAUAUAUUUGGGAAGUUGUACUGUAUUCCAAGCACAUCUGCCUAAUAUCAGACCUAUUUUUUGGUACGCAGGUUGUAAAAGAUUAUUUUUAUUAUGUAACAGGCUAUUUAGUCCGGCUCUUGUAAAUAUGAAAUUUGGACAUGUUUUAUUUCUUUGGUCAUUUUCCUUUUUAUAUGACAGAUUGAGGAGAGAUGUCUUAUCAGUUGUUCCUUCCAAGUUGUUCCUGUAAACUUACUGUACUUUAUUCCUGGGCUAGUGUGUGUACUGAGUUCAAAUUCAAAAAAAGUAAAUUGUUGCUUUUGAA